AUGAAAUGCAUAGGUAGAUUCCAGUCAGACAAGCCUUUGGAUUCAGAGACAUGCCUAUACCGUUCGCGACUAGACCGCCCCAAAAGACAAACACCCAUCUAUAGAACAGUCAGGGAGGGGUCAUUGGACAGAGAAAGGCUACACGCACGAAUGAAGAAAGAUGCCAAGCGCACAGAGCCUAUAAUGAAGAUCAGUUCGUUGCACUGUGCUUCUUGCAUGCAACGUACUUGCUCAGAGUCAGAUGCUUCCAGUAUUGGUACUUGCCCAAUAGAUAAAUUAUACGGUGGUAAUAAAGGAGAUAAAGGAACGUUCAGAGUGGGAAGAUGGGUGGAGAAACCAGGGGAUGGGGAAUCGGUUUCCACGUUGGCGCGUAAAAGAGAGAUAAUUUUUGUAAGAAGCAUAUCUCCUAUAAGCAUAGAGAAUAAUAGAGACUGGUCUAGUAUUAGCAGUGUCGUAUCCAAACCGAAAGAAUACAAAGUUACACAUGACACGAAAGAGAAGAGCGGGCUAACAUAUCCGACUUCUACACGCCAGAUACCGCCGCUCGAGAAAAAUUGUACGAUCACGGCAAUGAGAAUGACGAUGAGGAAGAUGCUCGACGUAAUCGGUCCUGCACCAAACAUCAGUUAUACAUCAGAUAAAAGGAGACAUGUUACUCACGUUUUCGUUCAAACUUUUCGGGGAGGGUGA
This is a messenger RNA of Acaulospora colombiana, 690 nucleotides long. The record is from the annotation of a GenBank genome assembly. NCBI's taxonomy places the organism in Eukaryota, Fungi, Glomeromycota, Glomeromycetes, Diversisporales, Acaulosporaceae.